Messenger RNA from Pipistrellus nathusii (Nathusius's pipistrelle), 1179 nucleotides. The record is from the annotation of a GenBank genome assembly. Lineage: Eukaryota; Metazoa; Chordata; Mammalia; Chiroptera; Vespertilionidae.
AUGUCUACACGGGAGUCUUUUAACCCGGAAAGUUACGAAUUGGAUAAGAGCUUCCGAUUAACGAGAUUUACUGAACUGAAGGGCACUGGCUGCAAAGUGCCCCAAGAUGUCCUGCAGAAAUUGCUGGAAUCCUUACAAGAGAACCACUUCCAAGAAGAUGAGCAGUUCCUGGGAGCGGUUAUGCCAAGGCUUGGCAUUGGGAUGGAUACUUGUGUCAUUCCUUUGAGGCAUGGUGGUCUUUCCUUGGUGCAAACCACAGAUUACAUUUAUCCUAUCGUCGAUGACCCUUACAUGAUGGGCAGGAUAGCAUGUGCCAAUGUACUCAGUGACCUCUAUGCAAUGGGAGUCACAGAAUGUGACAAUAUGCUGAUGCUCCUUGGAAUCAGUAAUAAAAUGACCGAUAGGGAAAGGGAUAAAGUGAUGCCCCUAAUUAUACAGGGUUUUAAAGAUGCAGCAGAGGAGGCAGGAACAUCUGUAACGGGCGGACAAACAGUGUUAAACCCUUGGAUUGUUUUGGGAGGAGUGGCUACAACUGUCUGCCAGCCCAAUGAAUUCAUCAUGCCAGAUAAUGCAGUGCCUGGGGACGUGCUGGUUCUGACCAAACCCCUGGGGACGCAAGUGGCCGUGGCUGUGCAUCAGUGGUUGGAUAUUCCUGAAAAGUGGAAUAAAAUUAAACUAGUGGUAACUCAAGAAGAUGUGGAGUUGGCAUACCAGGAGGCGAUGAUGAAUAUGGCAAGGCUCAACAGAACAGCUGCUGGACUCAUGCACACGUUCAAUGCCCACGCUGCCACUGACAUCACUGGUUUUGGAAUUCUGGGCCACGCACAGAAUCUGGCUAAGCAGCAGAGGAACGAGGUGUCCUUUGUAAUUCACAACCUCCCUGUCCUGGCCAAGAUGGCUGCUGUGAGCAAGGCCUGCGGGAACAUGUUUGGCCUCAUGCAUGGGACCUGCCCGGAGACAUCAGGAGGCCUUCUAAUCUGUUUACCACGUGAGCAAGCAGCUCGGUUCUGUGCAGAGAUAAAGUCUCCCAAAUAUGGUGAAGGUCACCAAGCAUGGAUUAUUGGGAUCGUAGAGAAGGGCAACCGUACAGCCAGAAUCAUAGACAAACCCCGGAUCAUCGAAGUCGCACCACAGGUGGCCACUCAAAAUGUGAAUCCCACACCUGGUGCCACCUCUUAA